Molecule: messenger RNA, 513 nt
Organism: Paraglomus brasilianum
Lineage: Eukaryota; Fungi; Glomeromycota; Glomeromycetes; Paraglomerales; Paraglomeraceae
Source: the annotation of a GenBank genome assembly
AUGAAAUCAGCCUAUGUUCUUCUUCUCUUGGCCGUCCUAAUCUUCAUCAGCUCUACGCCAGCAAAUGCCAACUUUCAUAGAUGCGUGUUCAAAAAAAGAGAUAAUCCCUUGAAUUUACCUACUAGUCCGUCCGGUAUUCCGGGCGGUCUGAACGCCGGUUACAAUCGCAACACAUUUAACGGAAUUCUCGAAUUUGUGGAGAAUGCAAACAAAUUACAUAUCGGUGGCUUUAUUGAUAUUCAUGAUGCAAUAACAGAUGGACCAGUUGAAUCAGUCUACGAUAUUCACGUGGCCCCGUGCAGCACAAAAACCAGCCGCACCCCUGGAGACAACGACGUUAUCGACUUGGAUGAUCAGUCUUUUGCCACGCCAAUCGUCAAAACGCUUAACGCACCUCUACCAAAACUCAACCCCACAAUCCAUUGUUGUUUUGUUGUCGAGGAGUUUGCAUUCAAUAAUGGAGGAGGGAAGCAGAGAAUUUACGGAAUUGCAAAAUUAGAAAAAGUGUUUUAA